AUGGCUUCCAAGUUGACAAUCAGUGAACAAUAUGUUGAGUGGGAGAUGGGAAUGAACUCGGUGAAGGGUCCGAACGUAGAUGAUGUGAAAUCGUCGGAAGAAGCGACAGACUGGGCCGAGAGAAAAGCCUGGAUGGGAUGGAAGCAGAACGACGAGCAGAGAAUCAGAGGGCAUGCAGCUGCGAUUGUGCUGGAUUGGUUGAGAUACAAUGCUGCUUCGUUCCCAAAGUCUCUGUUCGCCUUCACGUCGGAAGCUGCGCACAUCCUUCCUGUCCCUCUCCCUUCUCAGUCCGUUCCCCUUGGUCCGAAGCUUCACCAGCUCGCCGAGGACACCUUGCAUCGCGGAGCCCAAAGGGAUGAGACCAGUAUGGAGGACUUGUCGUCUCACCGUUAUUUGCUCGACCAGUCGAGCACUGAAGCGCAUGGAUGGGAGCCCGUCACGAGCCAGCGAUGGAGCUCCAAGUCUCCCCGCUGCUCCAGGAGGAGCCGGGCUUCGGACAACAGCCCCGCAGCCACAUGGUCCAAGUCCAGGAGCACGAGAGCUGCCGGGUCGAGGGAGUGUGAGGAGCAUGGAGAUGAUCGCUACGAGAGGAUGAGAGAUUGGAACGUCACGGUGCAAAUCUCUGGUGCUUCACACCAGAAGCGAGCUGGAGGCCGAGCUCACGUUUACUACGGUAUCGACGUGACUGUACAAUUCGGAGAUGAGACGUCGGAUUGCGUCAGCUACACCAUUACGCGCAGAUUCAGCAGAUUCUUGUUCCUUCACCUCCAGCUCCUCCGAGAGUUUCCCCAGCUACGCCUCCCGCACAUCGAGGGAGGCGGAUGGAACAUCUUCCGCCAUCAGCUGAGCGCGGACUUCAUAGCGGAGCGGAUGAUUCACUUGCAGCACUACAUGAGCGAGCUCAUAGCGCACGAGGAGGCGAGGUUGAGCGAGUCAGUCUUCGAGUUCCUCGAGCUCAACUCAUGGCAAGUCCUCCUGGAGUUUAAGUUGCUGUAA
Messenger RNA from Guillardia theta CCMP2712, 996 nucleotides. RefSeq lists its product as hypothetical. The record is from RefSeq and is a predicted model, not a curated record. Gene Ontology annotation, molecular function: phosphatidylinositol binding. The transcript is spliced from 12 exons. Gene Ontology annotation, cellular component: endosome. Lineage: Eukaryota; Cryptophyceae; Pyrenomonadales; Geminigeraceae. The coding region runs from base 1 to 996 and encodes 331 amino acids.